Molecule: messenger RNA, 2958 nt
Organism: Suillus clintonianus
Lineage: Eukaryota; Fungi; Basidiomycota; Agaricomycetes; Boletales; Suillaceae
Exons: 10
Coding region: 1-2958 (985 amino acids)
Source: RefSeq, a predicted model, not a curated record
AUGCCUAGUAUCCGCCCUACUCACAACAUCUUUCAGCUUGAAUGUCAAUUUGCCGGCUGUACACGCUGGUUUCAAAACCGUUCAGGCCGCACUCAACAUAUGGGUGCAGUCCGCCCAAAUCACAAUGUUGCGCCUGCUUUAGGACCGCCCCAUGAGGAUCUUCCCCUACCGCACCAGUUACCAUCUCCACCUCCUAACGUUUCACCUCCCCCACCAGACUUCUCGCCUCCCCCACCAGACUUCUCACCACCACCUCCAGACUUCUCGCCGCCACCUCCAGACUUCUCGCCGCCACCUCUCUCACCGCCGCCACAGCCUGUUCCAAUGGCUGGUGACGAGGAUCCAAACCCCCCAGAGGCAGAGUUCACAGAUGCAAGUGGGCGAUACUAUCGCACGUACCACUCGCUCCUCAAUGGACGACCAUGCACAGCCGACGGUGUGUUUCUGCCACCCGGCGUGCCACCAACUCUUCCACCACCAAAGUCUCCUCACGAUUGGAGCCCGUAUCGCAACGACAUAGAAUUUGCGACGACGGAAUUCAUGUUCAAGCAGUGUCAUAUGUCUCAUGCGGCUUCGGAUUUCCUGUUCGAUUUAAUGGCCGUGACGCUGGCAAAACACGACGACUCCCCUCCGUUCGCAGAUCACAAGGAUCUGCACAAGGUCAUUGAUGCCACAGAACUUGGCGAUGUCCCCUGGCAAUGUCUCUCAGUUCAAUACGCGGGGGAACGCCCUGAGGACAAUGUCCCACCAUGGAUGGACAGAGAGUACGAAGUUUGGUAUAGGGACCCCCGCUCAAUGGCGCAUAAUAUGCUAGCAAACCCUACCUACAAGGGUGAGAUUGACUAUGCGCCGUUUCGAGAGUACGACACGUCGGAUAACACGCGCCGAUGGAAAGAUUUCAUGUCUGGAGACUGGGCAUGGCAGCAGGCUGACGACAUAUCGAACGAUCACAACACGCAUGGCUCGAUGUUCGUUCCCAUCGUUCUCGGUAGCGACAAGACCACCGUCUCUGUGGGUACAGGCAACAACGCGUACUAUCCAUUGUAUGCAUCAAUCGGUAAUGUACAUAACAAUGUGCGGCGCGCACACCGCGAUGCUCUCGUUAUCAUUGGCUUCCUCUCUAUACCCAAAAGAAAUAUACUCAUGACGACACUUUCUCUCAAGCCUGCGAUGACCGAUUACGAGGUCGUGCGCUGUCCAGACGGUCAUUUUCGACGCGCCAUAUACGGUCUGGGACCCUACAUAGCAGACUACGAGGAGCAACUGGUGCUAUCCUGCACCGUCAAAAAUUGGUGCCCGAAAUGUCUCACGAUUCGAACAAACCUUGAUGGCGGCGGUAUGCAUCGCUGUCGGGAACACACCGACCUCAUGAUACACGAGAACGUCCAUUCAGACACGUUAUGGCACGAGUAUGGUAUCAUUAGCGUUGUCGUCCCAUUCACAAACGACUUCCCCCGGGCCGAUAUUUAUAAAUUGCUGUCCUUUGAUCUCCUCCACCAACUGAUCAAAGGCGCUUUCAAGGACCAUCUCGUGGACUGGGUAGUAAAGUACCUUAGAAUCACACACAGGACCAAACGAGGAGACGAGAUCAUGAGCGACAUAGAUCGCAGAAUUGCUGCUGUAGCAUCGUUUGCUGGCCUCCAGCGAUUCCCUGAAGGCCGCGACUUCAAACAGUGGACGGGUGACGACUCAAAAUCACUCAUGAAGGUAUUCCUUCCGGCUAUCGAAGGCCACGUACCUCGAGAUAUGGUGCGUGCAUUUCGCGCACUAUUAGAAUUUUGCUAUCUCGUUCGGCGCAACGUCGUCACUGAAGGUACCAUGCUUCAAAUUCAAGAUUCGUUGGUUCGGUUUCACCACUACUGCCAGAUAUUCGAAACCACGGGCACAGUCCCUCACUUCUCGCUCCCUCGCCAGCACUCAAUGUGCCAUUAUGCAGACAUGAUCCGACUCUAUGGCGCCCCGAACGGAUUAUGUUCGUCGAUCACGGAAUCCAAGCAUAUCAAAGCUGUGAAAAAUCCCUGGCGGUGGUCCAGCAGGAACAACGCCCUCGGUCAAAUGCUUUUGACCAACCAACGCCUCGACAAGCUCGCAGCGUCUCGUGUAGACUUCGCGACACGAGGGAUGCUCGUUGGCUCAGUGUUAUCACGAGCUGUGGCCGCUCUUGGGCAUGAAGAUCAACCACCGGCGCUGGCAGGUGCUCCUCCUGUUGUACUGCCAACAGAAGACGGCAUUGACGACGGUGAAGCUGUUGAUGGUCCGACUGUACUUGCUGAUGUGCAGCUUGCAAAGACCCCCCAACGUAAACGGGCACGGACGGUAGCAGAAUUAGCAGUGGAGGUUGAUGUACCACACCUCCAAUGCCUCAUCCGAUACUUCUUAUUCUCUCAACUCUUGCCUAAUGAUCCCCAAGACCCCGAAGAUGUACCUGCCGCUAGCUGCCCUCGACAUGAGGGCAAACUCCACGUCUUCAAUUCUGCUGCUGCAACGUUCUAUGCCCCCAGUGAUCCGAGCGGUGUUGGCGGCAUGCGACGUGAACAGAUUCGCGCGUGUCCACUCUGGCGGAAUGUCUACGCCCAUAACGACUGUGUAUUCAUUAACACCGAUCCAGGCGCUGAAGGGAUGCGAGGACUUGAAGUUGCAAGAAUCAAGUCCUUCUUUUCAUUCAAACAUGACUGGGAAUUAUAUCCCUGCGCUCUCGUUCAGUGGUUUGACAAGGUCGGCGACUGCGCUGACGAGGACACUGGCAUGUGGAUAGUGCGUCCCAGUGUUCAUGACGACGACUCCCCAAACCUCGCCGUGAUUUAUAUUGACACAGUCUACCGCGCAGCACAUCUAAUCCCUGUCUAUGGUUCUGAUUUCAUUCCCAAUUCCCUCAAGUAUUAUCACUCCUAUGAUGCUUUCCGCUCGUUCUACGUUAACAAAUACGCCGAUCACCACGCCUUCGAGAUAGCAUCAUGA